This is a messenger RNA of Wallemia ichthyophaga EXF-994, 1251 nucleotides long. RefSeq lists its product as uncharacterized. The record is from RefSeq and is a predicted model, not a curated record. Bases 1 to 1251 code for a protein of 416 amino acids. The transcript has a single exon. Lineage: Eukaryota; Fungi; Basidiomycota; Wallemiomycetes; Wallemiales; Wallemiaceae.
AUGUCGAAUCCACUGGAUGAAUUUGAGCGAUUCAGUUAUAACGCCGGUGAAGACGAUCUAAAGCCUGAUUUCCAGCUAAUUGAAGAUCCCAUUUGGUCAUUUAGAGAGAAAGAUAAGCAAGAUAACGAUAACGAUAAGGAAAAAGGAAAUUUAUUGGAUAAUUUGGAUAAAUCACCUUUAAAUCAAUCACAAGAUCCACAACAACAUCAUUUAUCCAACUUAUUCAGCCAGAAUUGGAAUAAUCUACAAACAGUUUCACCACAGCAAGUAAGCCUUGAUUGGACACCAACUCAAUCUACUUCAGAUUUUCCUCAGACUUCAAUUAAGACAUCUAGUCCUGCAACUGCUGCUUUAGCCAACUUUAAUGAGAAUAAGGGGGAAAAUACGGGAAAUGUGGAAUAUCUCCAACCUUUGUUUAAGCCAAAAGUUGAUUCUGCUGUCGAUAGACCCCAUUUAUCAGCUUUCAACUCUUCUUCUAGCGAUAGCGAUGAAGAAACUAGCUUCAACUCUGUUCAGCAGCCCACGCAACUCACACAACCAAAACAACCAACACAGCCAUCCCCUCCUUCUCCAUCUUCAAACACACACAAACGUCCACAUGCUGAAACACAUUCACAUCCACAUACUCACUCAUACUCUCAAUCUAAACCACAUUCAAGACGGCAAUCAACCGCUCAUACUGAACAAAAUAUUCAAUCUCAAUCCCAAGACGUCGACAAAUACACACCUCCAUCUUCACCUGGCUAUGAAUCUUCAGAAGAUGAAUACGACGACAGCUACGGAGCACAACCUACAAGACAGAGACGAAGGCAAAGCAGCACAAGUAAAACACAAAGAAAUCAAAAAAUAGCUCUCGAUCAGAUUGACACAAAACACAUACCAUAUGCUUUUGAAUUGACUGAUGAUAGUCUCGUUAGAUGCACCUACUCCUCCCCAGUACCUCCUCAUAAAAAGUGUAAAACUUCCUUCCAGCGUCCUUACGAUUUAGCCAGGCAUGUAGAGACCAUUCACUCAAGAGACGAGGCUCAGUUGGUGAGAAGUGGUAAAAUCUCUCCUGCUCAAAUCACCAUACCUGGUCUAGCCAAAGAUCUCGAAGAGGCUGAAAAAGAUCCGAAAAAGGCUGAGAAAUUGGUCGCUGUGCAGGUUUACAAAUGCGAUGGCGAAGAGGGUUGCGGUUAUGUGUUUUCGAGGAAGGAUGCGCUUAUACGACACAAAAGGAUAAGAGGUCAUGGUGUACCUAAGCAAAGCUAA